UUGUGCAAAUAUGGAUAACGAUAAGAAUACCAUGCUCGCAGUUUUGCAGCUUUUGAAGAAGUACAAUUUUAAGGGAACUGAGGAAUUGUUCAGAAAAGAAGCUAAUCUUACUGAUAUUUCGAUUGAUGACUCUCAACAAUCUGAUUCUGAUGUAACCAGUGUCCUUUCUGCUUAUAAAAGCGAGGGAGAUCCUGCACAAUAUGAGAAAGCAUACAGUGAAUUGAAAAAAUUUGUAGAAGGAGCUUUGGAUAUUUAUAAGCAUGAGUUGGGAACCAUAUUAUAUCCAGUUUUGGUACACAUGUAUUUGGAAUUGGUUUACAAUAAUCAUUCCCAAGAGGCAAAACAACUCAUACAAAAAUUCAGUAGAAACUUAGAAGAGUAUUAUCAGGAUGACUUGAAAAGAUUAUCCAAUGUAACAAAACGGGAGCAAAUGGCAGGGAAUGAAUUAACCGAUACUUUUAAAUCCAAUCAGUUUAUAAUUAGAAUGUCGAGGGAUACCCUUUCGAUACUAAAACGACAUUUGCAAGAAAAGAAACAUAGUGUUUUAUUAAACAUCAUACAGGAGCAUCUUUACUUUGAUAUGUAUGAAGGUGUUGCUCGUAAUAAACAGCAGAUAGAAGCAACAUCUGGAGCUAUGGUAGGAGAGGCUACUAGGCAAGAUAACAAGGCCAAAGUCUAUUAUGGACUUUUAAAAGAACCUGAUAUUCAAUUGGAGACAAAUAAAGAAGAGGAAGAAGAUAAAGAAGGUGGCACAGAUGGUGAUAAACCAAAGAAGAAAAAGGCUAAGAAAGAUCCUUUGUUUUCAAAGAAGACAAAAUCUGAUCCAAAUGCACCAUCUGUGGGCAGAAUGCCAUUACCCAAUCUGAAAGAUGCAGAUAAACUGGAAAAAGUUAAGGCAUUGAGAGAAGCGAUAAAGAGAGUUGUCCUUGGACCUGACACAUUACCAUCUAUAUGUUUCUAUACUAUGUUAAACACUGUUUACACCGUAACAGCGGCAGAAAUAGCAGAGGACUCAAGUUUAUUAGCUACUGGAUUUAGUGAUUCUACUAUAAAAGUAUGGAGUUUAAUUCCACAAAAACUGAAAUUAAUGAAAACGGGUGAACCAUUACAAGACAUUAUUAGAGAAGCAGACGACGUAUUGGUUAGAAUGAUGGAUGAACGAACAUCUGAAACUACAAAAAACCUCUAUGGUCAUAGUGGGCCAAUUUAUAGUCUUUCAUUUAGUCCAGACAGAAAUCUUUUACUUUCGUCAUCAGAAGAUACCACAAUAAGGCUAUGGUCAUUGCACACUUGGACAUGUGUUGUCUGUUACAAAGGCCAUUUAUUUCCUGUGUGGUGCAUACGAUUCUCACCGCAUGGUUAUUACUUUUCAAGUGCCUCGAAUGACAAAACUGCCAGAUUAUGGGCGACUGACUCUCAUCAACCGUUACGAAUAUUUUCUGGCCAUUAUUCAGAUGUUGAUGUAGUUCAAUUUCAUCCAAAUUCGAAUUAUAUCGCGAGUGGUUCAAGCGAUAUGACUGUAAGAUUAUGGGAUUGUGUAACUGGCAAUCAAGUCCGAUUGAUGACUGGGCAUAAAGGACCGAUUUUUUCUUUAGCUUUCUCAACAGAAGGUCGCUUUUUAGCUUCAGCUGGAGCAGAUCAUCGAGUACUUGUAUGGGAUUUGGCACAUGGCCACCUUGUUGCAGCUUUAUCUGGCCAUACAGCUAAUAUUCAUUGUUUAUCGUUUAGUCGAGAUGGCAAUAUUCUAGUCUCAGGUUCCUUGGACUGUACAUUGAAAUUAUGGGAUUUUACAAAAUUAGCAGAAGAGAUGAGUUUGGAAGAUGUUAACGUUUCACACAAUCCAGAUGUAAAAACAAACUCGGAAUCUUACCUACUACGUACCUUCCCGACAAAAAAUACGUCUGUCCUAACGCUACAUUUUUCACGUAGAAAUUUAUUACUGGGUAUCGGCAUGUUUGAGUCAGCAUAGUCCACGAAAACUUU
Molecule: messenger RNA, 1983 nt
Organism: Cyphomyrmex costatus
Lineage: Eukaryota; Metazoa; Arthropoda; Insecta; Hymenoptera; Formicidae
Gene: Taf5
Product: TATA-box binding protein associated factor 5
Exons: 11
Coding region: 11-1969 (652 amino acids)
Biological process (GO): transcription initiation at RNA polymerase II promoter
Cellular component (GO): transcription factor TFIID complex
Molecular function (GO): RNA polymerase II general transcription initiation factor activity; protein binding
Source: RefSeq, a predicted model, not a curated record